UUUUUCAGUUCAAUUGCACGUUGUUUUUGUUUAUUGCAAAAAAAUUUUUUUUAAUCAUUUUUUGACUUGAAUAAUUUUUGUAUCACUUUACACUGAAUUUAGAAUUAAUCGAAAAACUUUUUACUCCAAAAUGUCUGUAGAACCAAUUCAAUACUCCGAAAAAUACUGUGAUGAUAAAUACGAAUAUAGACACGUUAUAUUGCCUGCUGAUAUUGCUAAGCAUGUUCCAAAGUCACAUUUAAUGACAGAAACUGAAUGGAGAAAUCUCGGAGUUCAACAAAGUCCUGGAUGGGUACAUUACAUGAUGCAUGGUCCAGAGCCACAUAUUUUGCUAUUUCGAAGACCAAAAAUUGUUCCAGUUAGAAAUGGACCCUCUCAAUCAGAUCCUCAAAUGAUUUCUUGUAAUUAAAACUAGAAAAUAGUCUUAAUUAAUUUUAAUGAAUAGCUAUUUAUUUUAUGUGGAUGCGGAUGUUUUAGAAUAAUCUUUUUUAUUCAGGAAAAAUAUUUAUUUUAAAAGUUUAUAUUAAUGAAAUCUAAAUAUGUUUUGAUGUGACUAUAUUUUGUACUGGCUAAAAAUAAAAUAAUUUAUUUGAUAUACACGA
Molecule: messenger RNA, 602 nt
Organism: Chelonus insularis
Lineage: Eukaryota; Metazoa; Arthropoda; Insecta; Hymenoptera; Braconidae
Gene: Cks85A
Product: Cyclin-dependent kinase subunit 85A
Exons: 3
Coding region: 131-409 (92 amino acids)
Biological process (GO): regulation of mitotic cell cycle
Cellular component (GO): cyclin-dependent protein kinase holoenzyme complex; SCF ubiquitin ligase complex
Molecular function (GO): ubiquitin binding; cyclin-dependent protein serine/threonine kinase activator activity; histone binding
Source: RefSeq, a predicted model, not a curated record